Messenger RNA from Mangifera indica (mango), 1665 nucleotides. RefSeq names its product metal transporter Nramp5-like. The record is from RefSeq and is a predicted model, not a curated record. Gene Ontology annotation, cellular component: membrane. Gene Ontology annotation, biological process: metal ion transport. Bases 1 to 1665 code for a protein of 554 amino acids. Gene Ontology annotation, molecular function: manganese ion transmembrane transporter activity; cadmium ion transmembrane transporter activity. Lineage: Eukaryota; Viridiplantae; Streptophyta; Magnoliopsida; Sapindales; Anacardiaceae. The transcript has 13 exons.
AUGGCAAGCCAGAAUCAGCAACAACAACCAGAAAUUUCUCAAAGAUGGGGCAGCGGGAGCAACCGCAUAGCUGCUAUCAAUGUAGAGGGAACGACACCAUCUCCCAUUGUCACGACUACCAACAAUGACGACAAAAGUUUUGACGAUCAGCAGAAACCUGGAUGGAAAAAGUUUGUGGCGUUUAUAGGCCCUGGUUUUCUUAUCUCAAUGGCUUAUAUUGACCCUGGAAGCUUGGAAACUGGUUUGCAAGCAGGAUCUAUUCACCAAUAUGAGCUAUUAUGGGUAAUUCUUAUCGGAUUGAUCUUUGCUCUUAUAAUCCAGUCCCUUGCUGCAAAUCUUGGUGUAUGCACUGGUAAACAUUUAUCAGAAUUAUGCAAGGUUGAGUACCCAAAAUAUGUCAACUACAGCCUGUGUUUGCUGGCCGAAAUAGCUGUCAUAAACGCUGAUAUCCCAGAAGUGAUUGGGACAGCCUUCGCUUUAAACAUACUCUUGCACAUCCCAGUAUGGGUUGGAGUUCUCAUCACUGGCUUGAGCACUAUGCUGUUGCUCGGCCUGCAAAGAUAUGGGAUGAGAAAGCUGGAAAUGUUGAUAGCAAUAUUCGUAUUCAUAAUAGCUGGUUGUUUCUUUGGAGAAAUGGGUUAUGUAAAGCCUCCGGCAGUUGAUGUCUUCAAGGGUCUGUUUAUUCCCAAGCUCAGUGGCCAAGGCGCUGUAAGCGACACCAUCGCCCUAUUGGGCGCCAACGUCAUGCCGCACAAUCUAUUUCUUCACUCAGCUCUUGUGCUUUCCAGAAAAGUGCCCAGUUCUGUCCGUGGCAUAAACGAUGCGUGUAGAUAUUUCCUCAUAGAGAGUGCAGUGCCCAUGUUUAUAGCAUUGUUAAUCAAUGUCGCGAUGGUGUCCGUAACAGGCGCAGUUUGCUCUCGCUCAAAUCUCUCAGAAAAUACCAUUGAGCAGUGCAAUAAUGUUACACUUGACUCUGCUUCUUUCCUCCUCAAGAAUGUGCUGGGAAAAUCGAGCUCGAUUGUUUAUGGCCUUGCCCUUCUUGCCUCAGGGCAAAGUUCCUCCAUCACAGGAACUUAUGCUGGACAAUUUAUCAUGCAGGGUUUCCUGGACAUCAAAAUGAGACAAUGGCUAAAUAAUUUGAUGACAAGGUGCAUUUCAAUUACGCCAAGUCUCAUUGUUUCAAUUAUUGGUGGACCUCAAGGGGCAGGAAGAUUAAUCAUCAUUUCUUCGAUGAUACUGUCAUUUGAACUGCCAUUUGCUCUUAUCCCUCUUCUAAAAUUUAGCAACAGUAGUAGCAAGAUGGGACCCCACAAGAACUCUAUAUAUAUCAUCGUUAUUUCAUGGAUUUUGAGCUUGGGAAUGAUAGGCAUCAAUGUGUAUUUCUUGAGCACAGGAUUUAUAGGUUGGCUAAUCCACAAUGACUUGCCCAAAGUCGGAAAUGUGUUCAUCGGCAUUGUUGUGUUUCCCCUGAUGAUCGUUUAUAUAUUAGCACUCAUCUACUUAGUUUUCCGAAAAGACACUGUUGUGACAUUUAUUCAACCCACAGAGCAACACCCAGUAACCCAAGUUAACAUAGAGAAUGAGCUUGCAAACCCUAAUGGACAGAUGGAAUUGGACUGUAUACCUUAUAGAGAUGAUUUGGUUGAUAUCCCUCUACCACAGUAG